Paramuricea clavata is the source of this 773-nucleotide messenger RNA. The record is from the annotation of a GenBank genome assembly. Lineage: Eukaryota; Metazoa; Cnidaria; Anthozoa; Malacalcyonacea; Plexauridae.
AUGUUUCUUCAUUCUGAGGACAAGGUUCCUCACACUGAGAACAAGGUUCCUCAAUCUGAGAACAAGGUUCCUCCCUCUGAGGACAAGGUUGCUCACUCGGAGGACAGGUUUCCUCAUUCAGUGGGAAAGGUUCCUCACCCUGAGGACAAGGUUCUUCACCCUGAGUACAAGGUUCCUCACACUGAGGACAAGGUUCCUUAAUCUGAGAACAAUGUUCCUCACUCUGAGGACAAAUUUCCUCACCCUGAGGACAAGGUUCCUCAUUCUGUGGGCAAGGCUCUUCACUCUGAGGAAAAGGUAACUCACUCUGAUGGUAGGUUCCUCACACUGAGGACAAGGUUCCUCACUCUGAGGACAAGGUUGCUCACACAGAGGACAGGUUUCCUCACUCUGAGGACAAGGUUCCUCACUCUGAGAAAAAUGUUUCUCAUCCGGAGGACAAGGUUCCUCACUCUGAGGACACGGUUCCUCACUCUGAGGACAAGGAUCCUCACUCUGAGGACAAGGUUCAUCACUCUGAGGACAAGGUUCGUCACACUGAGGACAAGGUUCCUCACUCUGAGGAAAAGGUUCCUCACUCUGUGGGCAAGGUUCCUCACUCUGAGGACAAGGUUAUUCACACUGAGGACAAGGUUCCUCACCCUGAAAACAAGGUUCCACACUUUGAGGACAAGGUUCCUCAUUCUGAGAACAAGAUUCCUUACCCUGAGGACAACGUUCCUCACUCUGAGCACAAGGUUCUUCACACAGAGGAUAAGGUUCCUCAUUCUUAG